GGGAAAUUAUUGAGAAUAGAUAACAAAUUCUUAGCCCAGCCCUCACAGUUUGCAAUAAAAAGGCCUAGUCCGACACAUUGAUCCCUACCACACUGAAGGCAGAGAUUGUUAAAUCAUUGGUGAGAUCUUUCAUCGUUGUAUUCUAACCCUUGAAACAUCUUUGAUCUUGCAGCAUAAAUCAAUUAUUCGCUUUUGAUAAUUUCUUCAGUAAAAUUGAGACUUGAAAAAGAAAACUCCACUCAUCAAUCAUGUCAUCUGAUACAGCUGUAGUUCCAUCCAACCAUCAAAUGGACAGCCCAGAUUUCAUUAGAGACCUGCUGCCUGCUGCAGAGAAGACAGCCCUGCUGUACAACAUCUCCUACCUGUGCCUGGCCAAAUUCCCCUCUCUGGAGAGAAUCAUCAGAGCCAAUGCUGUUGAGGCCCAAAUGCUGUUCUCCUCCUCUGAGGCUCUGCUGCUGCUGUGUGUUAGCACCAGUGACAACAUGGUCAAGACAUUAUUCCCUAUGCUGAAGGCUGCUGUGACGAAAAAUAAUCCGUUGGUUGCCGUCAAAUUCCUGGCGAAGGCCAAUCAGUGGAUCCAUGAUAUCAUCAAAGAAGUUGAAAAAAUAGUAGAUGACUAUAAGAAACUCAACAUGGGGGUAACGACUGUCACCAGCGAUGUUAUUUCCACCAAAAAAGAAACAGAGGACAAGAAGAGAAAGCUGACCACGGAAGAGGAGAUCCUGCAGAAUGUUGUUGAAGACUACAAUAUGAAGCUAAGUUGCAUCCAGUCAGCUCUGAAUGAGGUCAAUAGAAAGAUCACCGAUGCUGAUACGGAGCUGCGUAAGUUGGUUAACGGCAUUGCCAGUAGAAACAAGAAGUUUGGCAUAGUGGCUGCCGUGGUUCCCUUCCUAGGAUUGAUCAUCAAUGCUAUCCAGAAGGGGGUCAAUAACCCUGGAGAUAGUGCAGCCAUUGAGUUGGCCAAGAACAAGAUGAAUCAGCUUCAGCAGGACAAGACCCGUUUGAGUAAGAACGAGUGGGCGGCCCAAUCGGAGGUGAUGAAAUCCCAGAUGGAGCUGACCAGAGCCAAAUUUGACCUGGGUUCUGUUCCUGAUCCUGUCCAUCUGGCUGAGGUUCAAACCUGCCUGACCCGGAUCCAGAAUAUUCUGCUGCAACUCAGAAGCUUCUGGGAGAAGAUCGGAGUGAUGGUGACCAACCUGCAGCAGAAGACCUUCGCUGGGGAAGACCUGAUUAAUUUUCUCCCAGAUUUUAAGGAGGUGUUCUUGGAUUCCUUGCUAGUAGCUGAAGAGGCUUGGAAGAUGUUUAGUGGGAGAUGCCAGAGCGUCAUGGGCAUGUUUAGUGUCCAGUCGAAGGAUGCCUACAAGUUCCUGGAGACCAGUCCAUCAUCUCUCACCCAGGAAGAGUGGCAGGAAAUGUAUGAUGCUGUGACAGCCAAACUGCAUUCCUUCUACCCUGCCCUCGAGGCCAAGCAGGCCAUUGAGGACCAGCAUGGCCAUUGAGGACCAGCAGGCUGCAGAAAGUAACUAAUGUUUGCAUCCACUGUCACCAGGUUAACAUUAAAAUAUCUUUUUUUGUUGGUCUUAUAUUGACAUUGGUGACAAGUAGGAUUUGUGGGCAUAAUUAGUAGUUCACAUGCUGUGAUGAGUAACUUUCCAUUAUUUUGUUUUUCAUUGCUGAUUAUUGUGUUGCGCUUUUAUUAGAGCUCAUCAUCUACUAUGCUAACAGUAUAAUACCAAACUGGCUUUUGUUCACCUAUCUUCUUGGAGUAUACUAAUGUUGUUGGUAGCAGGCAGGUUUUAAGGCUUCUGGUCUGUUCAAAGACUUCAAUAGUUUAACUUUGUGCAGAGCUUUCAGGAAUAUGAACUGAUCUAUAUACAUAUGUAUACGCUACAGUAUUCAUACGUAAUCAUGUAUAAUCACAAUGUGUGUUUUUGGUAUAUCAGUAUGUCAGUUUCAAUAUACUAUCAUGUAUAAUUAGUUUAGAGCCAUAGAGGAGGAAUUUAGAGCCAUAGAAGAGGAGUUUAGAGCCAUAAAGGAGGAGUUUAGAGCCAUAGAGGAGGAGUUUAGAGCCAUAAAGGAGGAGUUUAGAGCCAUAGAGGAGGAGUUUAGAGCCAUAGAAGAGGAGUUUAGAGCCAUAAAGGAGGAGUUUAGAGCCAUAGAGGAGGAGUUUAGAGCCAUAAAGGAGGAGUUUAGAGCCAUAGAGGAGGAGUUUAGAGCCAUAGAGGAGGAGUUUAUAGCCAUAGAGGAGGAGUUUAGAGCCAUAGAGGAGGAGUUUAGAGCCAUAGAGGAGGGUCUUAAUGGCUAUAUGUACUUGUACUUUCUUCUGUUCUCUGCUGUUUAUCUCCUGAAAUCUCUUAUGAAAACUAAACUAAAUAUAAUCAAAAUCAAAUUAGACUACAAUGUUCUUUAAUGCAUGUUUAUUAUGGAAUAAAUCUGAGUAAGAUCAA
Salvelinus fontinalis (brook trout) is the source of this 2447-nucleotide messenger RNA. RefSeq lists its product as uncharacterized. Lineage: Eukaryota; Metazoa; Chordata; Actinopteri; Salmoniformes; Salmonidae. Bases 249 to 1499 code for a protein of 416 amino acids. The transcript is spliced from 6 exons. The record is from RefSeq and is a predicted model, not a curated record.